AGGUCACAAGGGCAUAUCUCUACGCCCGGUGUAUGAAUACUGAACCCGACAAGGUCACCUGAUUGAGGCCCCCAACCGACAGUCAAAUCAAGUCAUCCUGGGCUUGCGUACGCCGGGUUUACCUAUGUACUUCCCCCCUAUAGGAAUCAUAAGGAAUCUUUGCCUUCUCAUCGUGGCCGACAAAUCUCGUCAGACUGAAACGUAAAUGGGGAGUCCCUCAGAUUCUCCGACCAUUUCCCGGCCCCUCCUCGACCGCACUCUUCCGCCGCCGCCGGCUGCAUCGGCCGCCAAGAAGCUCUCCCUCCUCCCCCUCGUCUUCCUCAUCUACUUCGAGGUCGCCGGCGGACCCUACGGCGAGGAGCCCACCGUGGGCGCUGCCGGGCCCUUGCUCGCCAUCCUCGGCUUCCUCGUGUUCCCCUUCAUAUGGAGCAUCCCGGAGGCCCUGGUCACGGCCGAGCUCGCCACCGCUUUCCCCGGGAACGGUGGCUACGUGAUCUGGGCUCACCGGGCCUUCGGCCCCUUCUGGGGGUCCCUCAUGGGUAGCUGGAAGUUCCUCAGCGGCGUCAUCAACUUGGCCUCCUACCCUGUCCUCUGCAUGGACUACCUCAAGCUCGUCAUUCCCAUUUUCUCUUCAGGCGCACCUCGCUACAUCGCGAUCUUCGUGUUCACUUUGGUGCUCUCCUUCUUGAACUACACCGGCUUGACUAUAGUUGGCUAUACAGCAGUAUCAUUAGGAGUUGCCUCGCUGCUGCCAUUUGCUGUCCUGUCCGUGAUCGCGAUCCCGAAGAUUGAUCCUGCCCGAUGGAUCAGUUUCGGCGAGAAGGGUGUGGCAAAAGACUGGACUUUGUUCUUCAAUACACUGUUCUGGAACUUGAACUUUUGGGACAAUGCCAGCACUUUAGCAGGGGAAGUAGAGGAGCCGCAGAGGACAUUCCCGAAGGCUCUUUUCUCUGCAGGCCUCCUCACCUGUUUAGGUUACUUAAUCCCUCUAAUGGCCGCUACCGGGGCAAUACCUCUAGACCAGAAAGAUUGGGUUGACGGGUAUUUUGCAGAAGUUGCUGAAAUAAUUGCUGGGAAAUGGCUCAAAAUUUGGAUCGAGAUAGGGGCAGUCCUAUCAGUCGGAGGGCUCUACGAGGCUCAGUUGAGUAGUUGUGCUUAUCAGCUUCUCGGAAUGGCCAACUUGGCAAUACUGCCUCGAUCCUUCGGGGCUCGAUCGGUUUGGUUCAGUACCCCUUGGGUGGGAAUCUUGAUAUCAACUUUGAUAGCCCUUGCAGUCUCUUACAUGAAUUUCACCGACAUUAUCUCGUCAGUGAAUUUCCUCUACAGUUUGGGGAUGUUAUUGGAGUUUGCCUCUUUCCUUUGGUUGAGGAGGAAGCUGCCAACAAUUAAGAGGCCAUUCAAGGUUCCGAUUGGGAUGAUGGGACUGGUGAUAAUGUGUCUGGUCCCGUCGGGUUUCUUGAUCUAUGUGAUGACUGUGGCUCCGAUAGCUGCUUGUGUCCUAAGUGCCCUCUUGACACUCCUUGGGAUUAUGUGGUACUUCUUCAUGAAGCUCUGCAGAUCGAGAAUGUGGUUCCAGUUCUGCAGUGCAGACGAGAAGUGGGAUUGCGAGGAUUCAGAAUAGGUCAAUUGUUAUGGAGGUCUUAGGAGGAUUUUGCAGUGGAUUCAAAUACUUCCUAAAUAUAGAUCGAUCCGAACUGUUUUAGAUUCAUUUCUUCACCAGAUUGCCCAUGGAUUCAAACGUUUCCUGCUGUUGGGGAAGAACUGUGUUGCAAUUAGGGGUGUGGUCCAGGUAUCCCUUGUCUGGACCUUACCUUGUACAAUGUCAGUUUCUAAAAUUUGAAACAGGACCCGAUCUUAUUGACUCAUAAUACAAUAAGUUAUGGACCACUCGUUCGAGUAGAUUCUGACUGGAUCCAAAUCUAUCCGGUACGUGUACACACCCCUAAUGCAAUUGGUGUCUUUUUACAAAGCAGCCCCAGCAGUUUGGGCUUGGGAAGAAAUAGUAAAGGUCACCUAUUGGGCUUUC
Messenger RNA from Punica granatum (pomegranate), 2026 nucleotides. The record is from RefSeq and is a predicted model, not a curated record. NCBI's taxonomy places the organism in Eukaryota, Viridiplantae, Streptophyta, Magnoliopsida, Myrtales, Lythraceae.